AUGUCUUCGUUUGCCCCUCCUUCAGGCCCGCCGCCUCCGCCUGUGCCGCCAGGCUGGAAGGCCCAAUUUGACGACCGGUAUAAGCAAUGGUUCUACGUAGAUCUGAGCACCGGUGUUUCCCAAUGGACGCCUCCAGAGGGACUCCCUCAUGCUCCCCCGCCAGGCGAUGGUCCCCCACCAGCCUAUGAAGCAGGACCAUCAAUGGCAGCUCACGACAAUAAGAGAACACCACCACCCUUUGGAUCCAACAAUCCCUAUGGCGGCGGUGGCCCCGGUGGAAACCAGCCGAACACUUCCGACGACGCAAGACUAGCUGCGCAACUACAAGCCGAAGAAGAUGCUCGCGCUCGCAGUCGCGGACCGUCAAACCUGAACACGCCUGCACUUCCGCCUCGGCCUUCGUCAAGUGGUUCUUCUCGAGGCAUAUUCGGCAAUAGACCGGCUCCUCCUGAGCCAUCCGGAGCUCCAUACCCGCCUCAGGGCUAUCCUCCACAGCAACAACCAUAUGGCUACCCACCGCCACAACAACAACAACAACAACAAUAUGGAUACCCACAGCAAUAUGGCUAUCCACCACCAAACCAGGGUUAUUAUCCGCCACAGCAACAACAACAAGCACCGCCACCUGAACAACAGAGGAAGCAUGGUAUGGGCACAUUCGGAAAAGCCGCUUUGGGUAUUGGUGGUGGUCUGCUUGCUGGUGCUGUGAUUACAGAUUUGGUGGAAGAUCAUGAUCAGAAUAUUUAUGACCAGGGUAUGGAGCAAGGUUACGAUCAGGGCUAUGACCAGGGAUUUGAUCAGGGUGAAUUUGACGGUGGUGGUUGGUAA
Talaromyces atroroseus is the source of this 828-nucleotide messenger RNA. RefSeq lists its product as hypothetical. The record is from RefSeq and is a predicted model, not a curated record. Lineage: Eukaryota; Fungi; Ascomycota; Eurotiomycetes; Eurotiales; Trichocomaceae. The transcript has 2 exons. The coding region runs from base 1 to 828 and encodes 275 amino acids. Gene Ontology annotation, molecular function: protein binding.